AUGAAUUUACCAAGCAAUUCAAUGGACGAGUGGUUAUGUUGUGAACAAAAUAUUGCAUCUCUUGGUUUGAAUAAUCAUCGAGUUAUCAAGUUAUCGUGGACUGAAGGAUUCGUGACCGAACAUUCUGCUUCUACUAUAGGGAGACAAAAUUGGAGGUUGGAAAAGGAAUUGAAACGAUCAUUUCAAGAUAGACCAGAAAAUCUGACGAUUGUACGAGCGUCUACAGGUAUGGACGCAUUUCUACGCGGGCGACUCUAUGAUUUAAUUUGUGGACGAACAUUGUCAAUGAGCGUCAAAACAGGACGUAUUGCUUUUAUACAUCCUCUAGAUGUUGCAGAAAGUUUAAGUGCGCUGCUCAUAAAGGAUGCACCUGAAGAGUUAUAUAAGCUCACGGGACCUGAAGCCUUAAGUUUUAAAGAAGUUGCAGAUAUAUUCUCAUUAGAAAUUCAAGAUAAAGUGACCUAUUCGUAUUUUCCAUUGUGGGCAGUACAACCCGCGCGAUGGGUACGAGGCGUGCCUGGUGAUGCAAUCGAGGAGGAAUUAGGAAUUGCUCGAGCGUUGGAAUCUGGGGCGCAACAAGAAGUCGAAUAUGGGACAUUGGAAAAGUUACUGGGACACAAGCCACGCACAUUGCGUGAAUUUAUAGCCGAACAUGCAGAUGCAUGGCCACGCACUGAUCCAAAUUAG
Plasmopara halstedii is the source of this 687-nucleotide messenger RNA. Its product is annotated as NAD(P)-binding domain. Lineage: Eukaryota; Oomycota; Peronosporomycetes; Peronosporales; Peronosporaceae. The transcript has a single exon. The record is from RefSeq and is a predicted model, not a curated record. The coding region runs from base 1 to 687 and encodes 228 amino acids.